Molecule: messenger RNA, 537 nt
Organism: Neoarthrinium moseri
Lineage: Eukaryota; Fungi; Ascomycota; Sordariomycetes; Amphisphaeriales; Apiosporaceae
Exons: 2
Coding region: 1-537 (178 amino acids)
Source: RefSeq, a predicted model, not a curated record
AUGGGUCGACUUACAACCAAACCCCAUCGGCUCGCCAAACGCACCGCCAAGUCCGAACUUCGUAAGAGCUCUCACGACCUUGCCAAAGUAGGCCGUCACUCGAUACGCAUCGCCCUCGCCAGGGGUCUGGAAGCCACUGCUAGUGCGCACGAAGCCAAGGGGGUCACUUCCACGGCAGAUGGAGUAAAGGGCAGUUCUUGGCGUUCGAAGCAGGCGCCACGAAGCGCUGGCAGCCAGACGAGCAGCCGUCGAGUAUGUGGUGAGGUGGACUACUCCAACGGCGUCCCGACGUCCCGCCACGGCUGGUAUCGCAUCAGGGGCAUCGUUGCAGAGAUGGGACCACGGUACCUCGUCGAGUGGGAGGGCCUAGACCCCAAGACGGGCCAUCCCUGGCCCAGCACGUGGGUGGGUAUCGAUGAUCCAACAGAGAGCAUCUUUGACGUUAGCAUUGGCGCCAUCAACGAAUGGGAGAGAAAGAAGAAAGAAGGCAGAGUGGAGCAUGACGUUCUGUCCACGCGCGAGAAUGGCAGCAUCUAA